Naegleria lovaniensis is the source of this 2052-nucleotide messenger RNA. RefSeq lists its product as uncharacterized. The transcript has a single exon. Gene Ontology annotation, biological process: translation. Gene Ontology annotation, cellular component: mitochondrial small ribosomal subunit; ribosome. The record is from RefSeq and is a predicted model, not a curated record. Gene Ontology annotation, molecular function: structural constituent of ribosome; RNA binding. Lineage: Eukaryota; Heterolobosea; Eutetramitea; Acrasida; Naegleriidae. Bases 1 to 2052 code for a protein of 683 amino acids.
AUGCUACGAAACUCUGGGGUUGCUUCACUCUUUCGCUCGCUUCAUGUGGUAGCAUCAUCAAGAGGCUGCAGCCAUCGUUUCUUGAUACCACAAACGGCUAUUCAUCAAUCACGUACAUAUGCCAAAGACAUUGAAAAAGAUGGCUUUGAUCCGACUCAACAUUACGAAGUAGAAGAUGCCAUGCCAUAUGUUGCAAAGAAUGUAAAUUUGAAAAAAACAAAGAGUCUACUCGAUUUAUUUGUUACAAAAUUAGAGAAAGAUGAGAAGGAAACAAAGAAAGAGGAACACUUCUCUGAGUUUGAGGCUUUGCAAAAGUCGGAGAAGGCCAAAACCGUGAAAGCUCAAAAGAAGAAAGUAAGAGAGGCCAAUGAUAGUAUUUAUGAUAGAAACUCUGCAGAGGCUCAAAAACUAAAGAUAUUACAAGCGCUUUUUGAGCAAAAAACAAGUGUCGCACCUACACAGAUAUUUAACGAGCAAGUUAUUGAAAUGGAAACAAAGGAAAGAGAUAUGCAAACAAAAGCAGGCGAUAGUCUUCUUUCAUUCAUGUAUGAAUCUAAGUCCCCCUAUAAAGUGGUAGAAUCAUGGGAGGCUGAGCAGCAAGCGAGAGAAGAACUGGCCAAUGAUUUCAAACAACAGAAGAAAGAGUUGAAGAAACUGUUGCAGAAAAGUGCCACUACAGCAGAUCAAGAAAAUAGAAAAGAAUAUUUCCAACAAUAUGAUUCUGUUGCUCUUAAAAAAGACAUGCUUGAGGGUAUGAGUGCUGUGAGCGACUUUUCAGUGAAUGCGGAUAUUGAUAGAAUGUCUGCAUCCCCAACAUCUCUAUCUGGAGACAAACUCAUCCUUGUUAAUAACGCAAGACAUGAAGAAAAAAGUCCGUUCUGGAACACUUUAACUCCUCAUGAGAAGCGUUACUUUUUAAAUGACGAAUAUUUGGAAGAUGUUUCAAAGAACAUUGAAAAAUAUUUGAAUAUGAGUCAGGAUGAAAUUGAAAAAAACGCACCAUGGCUUUUGAAUGACCCUAGAUGGGAAACAAUUGAAGAGCUUAGAAAACAAACUUUGCAAGACCUUUCUGAGGUAUCCGAAGAUAACAUUUCUACGGAAAGAAACAAAUAUUUCCGAGAAAGAAUCUUUGACGAUGAAGCUCUGCGAAAUCUUUAUGAAUCACUUGGAUCGAAACAAUUUGACAAUGUUCAAGAAUUUUAUGAAAAUAUCAAAGAAGCUACUGAUGAACAAGGCUUACUGAAGAGAUUGGAGACUAUGUUUCCAGCAGUACCAAAGGAUAAAAUCAAAUCAAUUUUGAAUAAGGUGAUUUUAACAGUCCAACCGAAGUUCGACAAAUAUGCAAGCGCAUCCCAAAGAUCUAUUCAGCUUAUUACCGAUGAAAUCACUGCUUCCGCCAAGCCAAUAGUUUACACAAUGGCUGAUAUCGCCACCAAGCCAAAACCAAAAAUGCAAACUGUGUUGUGGUCCAUUAGACAAAUUGCAACAAAGAAAGCCAAAGAGAAAGAGGUUGAAAUGGUAUACGAAAGAGCAAAGACCUUGAAACUUGAGGAAUUCCCUUCACAAAUUGACCAUAUUUAUGAAGUAUUGCGACCAAUUCACGACGAAAGUAUGAAGGUUGGAGUUGAAGAGAAAGGUAUUACCGAAUUCCAUCCUGCAGUUUAUGGAGGUUUUUCUACUGCAACAGGCAAAAGAAAGUCUUCUGUAGCUAAUGUUACAAUCUCACCAGGAACAGGAUUAUUCACAGUGAAUGGAAAAUCUGUACUUGACUAUUUCAACUUGACGCGUCAUCACUACAAACUCAUGCUUCCUUUGAAAUUUACAAACACUUUGAAUCAAUUUGACGUUGAGGCAAGAGUUAGAGGAGGCGGACAAACUGGUCAGUGUGACGCAAUCUUCCUUGGUCUUUCAAAAGCUUUAGCUAAGUUUAUUCCUGAAUUUGGCCCUACAUUAGAGGCUAGCGGUUUCCUCUAUAGAGAUCCUAGAGUGGUAGAACGUAAGAAGCCAGGUCAAAAGAAGGCUCGUAAGAAGUUUACCUUUGUCAAGCGUUAA